AUACAGUCCUAGAUCAUAAUACUCGUUGAGCAAUGUGCUUCCACGCGUCCAGUGAAGUCAAUUAAUUUCUCAUAGUCUCGCGUCCGCUCACCGGGAAUAAAUCAAAACGCGCAGAGAAAAAAGGCAAGCAGUUCGCUAGAACCGAUGGCUCUCUACGUUCAUUGUAUUUCGGACUGGCGAGCUGCAAAGACGGACGCUUUAGCGUUAAAUAUAAACGAACUACGAACGACCGACGGUCGGGAUCAUCGAGACUUUAUGACAAGAUUAUUCUAUUAGCGCGACCUGUGACAAAAUUUCCGAAAACUUCAUGUGAUGUAAAUCUGCUGUUGCAGCAAGUGGAUAUAAUCAGUGAGAAUUACUAUAGACACGUGUACAUAUAUUAAACUGCCGGCCUGAGAAGUACAUCUCAGUGACUGUUUCGAAAAUAACUAUAAAGACAUGUUCGGAGUCGAUAAAAAUCGAGCCGGAUCUUCGUCCUCUGUCCGAAGCCUCGGUUUCCUCCGAGUGGUUUCCUCUUCCACAUCCGAGACUUCCUGUAUCGGACAUAAACGAAGAGAAAUAACCGAAUCUUUUCCGAGUCUUUUAAUAAAGAAAUCGUGCCCAAACAAGCUUCUCACGUAUUUAACGAAGCGCAAAGAUAGUCCAUUUCAAAAGAUGACAACUUUCUGGAUAAUGGUCUUCCUGUUCACUCUAUGCCUAAAAUCAACUUCUGCCGAAUUAGCCAGCAUCGGAAGAUUCGGGUCUGCAAGAUCCUCUAACGUUGAUGGAGAUACUCUCGCUUUAAAUUACGAAACCAACACAAGUAAAAUUGUGUCUGCGAAGGAAUACCUUGGCGUAUUCGGAUGGAUUGAGCCAACGGACUGGACUUCUGUUUCUCCACGGUUUAACAAGACAGGGAUAGAGGAAGGCGGCUUGCAAGGACAAAACGAAACAAAGAACCAACUCGGUAAUGCGAACGAAACACUCAGUAACCAGUUUCGUGAGCGGUUUAAAGCUAUGGGAGACGAAGAGUUUCUGGUUGCUUUGAGCAAUUUCCAACACGCUAAUGGUCUUAAUAUUACUGGAGUAUUGGACGAAGAGACAAUGAUGAUUAUGACCCAACUGAGGUGUGGCGUGCCCGAUUUGACUGUAAACCCAAACAUCACAACAUCAACUGGCGACCCGAGCGACUCCGACACCGAAAGCGUCACGAUUACUCCACAAAUAAACGACAUAAUAGCUGAUUCAGGAAGUGCAGAAGGUUCUGGUCGUGCUGAGCCCCCUACAACAGCUUUUCCAUAUCUGACAACAUUUAGCCCAAGAAUGGUGCGUAAAAGAAGGUUCUCCGAACCACCGCUGGUACACCGUCUCACAGAACGAGCCGAAAAUGCGGAAUACAUGGAAAACGAGACGGAAUGGGAUACUAACUCUACUGAAGAGGCCUUUAUGUCUGAUGUGGAAAGCAUCGUGUCAGAAGCAGAGUUAUCCACAGAAAGCAGAAAAGAAGACAUGGAAGAAAUUUUGAGCGCACUGCGUCGGGAAAAGAUGGCUCGAUUAAACGACUCGACCAUAAAUGACACCGUACCACCUCCACGAUUCCCAGAACUAUUGGAACGUAUUGUUCUAUAUACACGUCACCAGGAACAUAAAAGAACGAAGCGGUCAGGCGCCUACCGGAUGUUCAACAGAGCUAACGGUUGGGGACUCGCUUUUCCGAGACGAACAAUAACUUGGAGACUGGUUCGUGAGUGGCCAAGUUCACGUAACCAAUUCAUGACAUCGAACGAAGUUUGGUUCACAGUGAAGCUCGCUUUCCGCAUGUGGAGCGAGAUUUUGCCAAGGAACUUUCUGGAGGAUAACGUGUCUCCUGUGAGUCAGGUCGACGUCCUCAUCGGUUUUGGAAUAAACCAACACAAUCGUUGCCCUGUUUCUUUCGGGCAAGGACCUUUGAUACAAGAAUAUGCUCACGCCUGGGCCUUACCUAAAGCUGAGAUACAUUUUAAUGAUGAACAACCUUUUGUUCCUGUGAGCUGGAUUCCUGCAACAGUGAGCGGCGGAGCUCCGCAAACAAGAUCUUCCGCAAGUUAUCCAAUCAGUCUUUUGAAGGUUGCAAUUCAUGAGAUUGGACACACACUCGGUCUCUCACACAACGAUAACAGACUUUCGAUUAUGAAUCCUUACUACAAACCUUUCCAAGGUUCGAAAAACAUGGACGAACUCAGCACUUCUGACAGGAACAGCAUUAAAGCUAUCUACGGUGAAUGUGAAAUUCCAUUUGAUGUUGCAUUCGAUUGGCUACGACAAGAGCGUUCUCCUGACGGGGUGUUUCGCUGGAAAUACAACACCUACUUUUUCAGACGCCAGUGGUACUGGCUAUACGAAAACAGUAAUAAAAGGCCGAGAUAUGGAGACCCGAAACCUACGGCUUAUCACUGGUCGGGGGUUAUGCAACUAAACGACCCACAUCGUAAAAUCGACGGUAUUGUACAUGUUCGAGAGUGGAACUCGCCUCUAGGCCCAAUCUACUUUUUCAAAGGCGAUGUAUUUAUUGAAUACGACAGCAGGCUUGCGCGGGCUAUGACUAGUGACAGUAACGGAAAUAGAUAUCCACGACCGAUCAGAGAUCUUUUUCCUGGAGUGCCUUACCCAAUCGAUACAGUCUUCUAUAAAUCUGACGAACGAAUUUUGUAUUUUUUCAAAAACCAUUUGGUUUAUAGGUUCCAUUGGACAACGAAAAGAUUGGCAUCUAUUGCGACAAUUGCGGCGACUUUCCCGGGCUGGGGAGGCGCUUCUCCACUUCCCUCAAACAUCGAUGCCGCUUACUACUCUUACACCGAGCAGGCGUACUUCUUUUACAAAGGCCACUACUUCUGGAAAAUGGCCGGUAACGCAGAACGAUUAGCGAACCCUCGGAUGUGGAUACCAUUAAAUGCAGUCGGGCCCCGACGCCGAAUAUCGAGCAACUGGAAAGACAUUUGCGACGUCGGCGAGACCGAACUGUUGAUGGAUUUACCAGUGAGUUAGACUCAAGUGCCGCUGUAUUUUUUUACGCGACUAAAAAGGAGGCAGCUACGGAAAGUGAAGAAAAUACUCCGGGCGGCGACAACAGCCGAUAAGUCGGCAUGCAAUACGCGGCCCACUAUAAAGCAUUACUACUAAGUUAUACCUCCGUGAAACCGUACGCUGACUCGAACCCAUUCAGUUCGUGUCCUCCCUCUUUCCAUUUGAUGUAAAAAAUCGUUCUCAUGCAACCUUGCCCCGUUAUGUUUGUGUUCAAGCUCGCUACUGUAUAUACCUCUCUUCGACAACAGCUUAAUGCAUACUUACUGGCGACCAAAGUUUUACCCUUCACCGUAUAUGGACACAAAGUUUCAGCAGUGUAUGUGACAACCAUAGACCUACCUCAAAACGUUCAAGCCAACCUAAUAAGUUAAAAAUACAAUAAUUCAAACAGACAAAUUAGAAUAUUAUACAUCUAGGACCCUGGGGUGACUUUCUUGCUGUCAUCCUUUUUAUCCUGCAUGCGUUUUCUGCAUGGCCACUUGUUAUUCGUUUGCGUUUAUUCUUUAAAAUUCUAAUUUUACGUGUUUGUCCAAAUGAUUCUAUCGCUACUAAUGCUAGUUCCCUGCUGCGGUCUUGUUAUGACAUUUGUUAAUUAAAAUCGUGUUACUCAGAAA
Molecule: messenger RNA, 3656 nt
Organism: Ciona intestinalis (vase tunicate)
Lineage: Eukaryota; Metazoa; Chordata; Ascidiacea; Phlebobranchia; Cionidae
Source: RefSeq, a predicted model, not a curated record